AUGGCCUUUGCGAAGAUACCGGAAUGCAUCACGACCAAAGAUGAAUACGACACCAGCAUUGGAAAGCUACGCUUCUUCGAUGGUCUUCCAGAUGAAGCUACGAUCCAGAAAGUCUACGACAAUCUUGACCGAUCCAGGGCGAUGCAUGCAUUUCUGGACAUGAUUCCUCUGGCUUCCAUUGAAGCCAUGAGAGCAGGCUUCGUAGAAAUCGGAUGUGAUGCUUGUCACAAGGUGAUUCUCUUCGGAGACCUAAUGGACAGCCACUCUCUUUUCUUGACUGGAAAUACUGAUACGGUCUAUGUAGCAUCCAUCCUGAAUUUGGGCGAGGAUGGUCCAACUGUCAUUGAAGUGCCAGGUGGUGCUGGUCCUGGAACCGUGAACGAUGCAUACUUCCGCUUCGUAUGUGAUAUGGGAAAGCCUGGCCCAGAUAAGGGUGCUGGAGGAAAGUAUCUCAUCAUUCCUCCGGGCUAUGACGGGCAGGUGCCCGAUGGCUACUUCGUCUUCCACUCUCCGACAUUUACAAACUUUGUUGUCAACAGAGGCUUUUUGAAAGAUGGGAAGCCAGAUUCCUCUGCUGCCUUGUGGAGAGAUGGUUUGAAGAUCUACCCUCUGAAAAGUGCAUCAAAUCCGCCCAAGAUGGAAUUCCUCAACGUGUCUGGAAAGUCCAUGAAUACCAUUCACUCCAACGACUUUGGUUUUUUCAACGAGGUCAAUGACGUGAUUCAGCGGGAGCCUAUUGAACUUCUGGACCCGGAAUUACGGGGGAACUUGGCCGCCAUCGGCAUCAGAAAAGGCGAGCCCUUCAAUCCGAGUGAGCACAUGAAGACGCUUCUCACGGAAGGGGUGGUCCUCGGAAAUGCCACAGCUCGAGCGCUGAGCUUCGCACCACGUCAUCCUGAAACCAGGCUCUAUGGAGAAGAAAGUGAAUGGUCUCAGAUUUUUGUUGGGGGCUACCAGUGGCUGGUAGAUGAAGGACGUGGUGGGCGACACAUGGAUGGCAGGACACGAUUCUUUUACCAGGCCACUUUGAACACACCUGCGAUGGUUCUGAAGCUCGUUGGUGUUGGUUCCCAAUAUGCUGGGAUUUACCGCGAUGAAAACCACCAAUACUUGGACGGAGGCAAAUGCUACUCACUAACGUUGCCACCAAAUGUGCCCGCAAAAGACUUUUGGUCCGUGGUGGUCUAUGAUGCUCAAACUCGGUCAAUGCUGCAAACAGAGCAGGUAUCGCCAGGUCGCAACUCUGUUCGGCAUCCUGACAUGAAAGCAAACUCUGACGGCUCUACCACCUUGUGGUUUGGGCCAAGCGCACCAGGAGGUAAAGCAACGAACUGGAUUCAGACGAUCCCUGGAAAGACUUGGUUCCUAUACCUCCGACUGUAUGGUCCUGGAGAAGCUUGGUUUGACAAGUCCUGGAAACCCGGAGAAUUGCGUGAGGAUUGUGUGAUUGCCAUCAAUGAGGCCCUGCUGCCCAGGCACGACGUUUCUCCGCAACUGCGUCUCCGGAUUUUGUUGGCGCUGCUGCACUGGGCUGGCAGCACCUUCAACCCGGAGCAACUGGAAGAUCUUCGAACCAUGCUGAAGGAUCUCGAAUGGAUCCCACUUGCUGAUGGGUACGGUGCCGUUAGCGCCACCUUUGACCCUGACGCAAAACUUCCUCCGCUUCACGUAGUCACGCGCUACCUGACUGCAAAGUAUGUUUGGCAAGCCUUGCGUUCCUGCGGCAUGAAGAAGGAAAUCACAUGGGAGGAUGCACUGGAGGAGGCUGAGCAUAUUUCCCACUCUGGUGACCAUAACUUGUCCAAGAUUCUAUUCAAACAUUUGGGACAGAACUAUUCAGCGAUGCACGGUAAGAAGGAGGAGUGUAUGGACAAGUUGAAGGGGUUGAAAUGGGUGUUGGCACACCCGCACCAAGAUGCCGCUUCCAAGAGUCCGCACACAUCACGAGGAACGGUCUUGAGAUCGCUGUCCGAGAUUUUUCCAGUGUCAGAGUUUGACUUCGUAUGGGCUGUGGAAAGCACCCUUCACACGGAGCUUGACGUGCCAGUGCCGGCCUUCUUGAAAGCGAGCAGGUCUGUAAAGUCUGAGCCAACAGUUUUGGUAUCCCAGUUGGAGGCCUGUGCAAGAGCUGCGUCACUCGACGAAGUUUAUGGCUGCCCUACCCAAAUUCACUUUAGCCUGUUUGCGGAGGUUGGCCUGGUCACCUUGCCUGGGCCGGAUGACACACCUACUGAGCAACCUCCCCGCACUGGUCUCGUACCUCCCGAGAAGUUGUCCGACUUCACCAUCCCAAUGAAGGAGCUGUAUGAGAAUCACAAAGAGUCAGCAGCAAGACUGCUGAAGCCCCUGCGUGAUUUAGCUUUCCUUCCAUGCAUGCCCAAAAGUGAAGGUGGUGCUAUAUUGUUCCAGUUGGAGCAUGCUGCCCUCGAAUCUGACCAGGGGCAUCAGAAGCUUCUGCCAGUUUUUGGCAUUGUGCAUUCUGAUGUGCGAGAGCUGGCAGUGCAGAUUGGAGUAGAAAAACGGCCUGGUGUCAGCAGCCUUGUGGAUUGCAUCCCAAGGUUCGGUGCAGAAAUGGCAGUUGUACUGUGCACAGAGCUUGCGGGUCGCUUAGAAAAGUAUAAAGACGAUGCUCUUUUGUACAAGGCCGUGCUUGCAAAUUUGCAGGUUCCAACUGCCACGGGUCAGUUUUUGCCACCUCGAGAGGUGUACGUCAACGAUGCUCCGUGGACACGUAGUGGUCCCGUUGAGACCCUCGAUGAAAGGAUUUCACACGUGCAUGGAAGAAGGCUGGGUUGCACAUCCGUUCGUAACAAGCUGGCUCAAGAGUGUGAGGAUGGUAGCGACGAGGAGGAUGCAUUCGGACAAGAGGCAGAUCUGGUUGAUCAAGUGGAGUUAAUCCUCAAGGAUUACAGUAGCCCCAGCGAUGUCGUUGCCGAAUUUUUCCAAAACACCGACGACUUUGGUGCUUCGCACCUUGUGUUUGCUCUCUCAGAUACAACUUAUGAUGGGAAAAAAGUUGUGGACCAACGCUGUGAGGCAUUGCAGGGUCCUGCGCUCUACAUUUGCUCAAGCAAGCCUUUGGAAGAGGAGGACAUCAAGAGGAUGCAGAAGGUGGGCGGCUCGGCCAAGAGCCACGACUUUCAAAGCACUGGGCGGUUUGGUAUCGGGAUGAAUGUCAUGUACAGAUACAGCGACUGCCCCCAGCUCUUGGCAAACGGCCGCCUGCACUUCUUCGAUUUGCAAAAGAGAUUUGUUGCACGAAAGAAAGGGAAACGUGGCCGCAAAUUCAGGAUCGAAGAGCUGCAAGAGUUUUUCCCGGAUAGCGUUGCUCCUUUCAAAGACUUCAUGCAUUACCCUGUUAUUUUUCGUCUUCCCCUACGCACCAAGCAGUCCAGAUUGGGUGAAAGUGUGAAUCUGAGUUCAGUUCAAAGUGACCUACAAUGUGCCCAAAAACAAGCGCCUUCAAUGCUUCUGUUUUCCAAGUCAGUGAGGAGAAUAAGUUUCAGCGGUCCAAGUGACUUCACUGCUAGCCAUGAGGCAGUAAUGGAUGAGGCGCAGGAACAGAAACACAAAGAAUUCUUCGCAUCUCUUCCAAAGACGCUGGCCGAACUUGACCACGGAGAAGACAGACAGCUUUGCGUUAAGAAGCGGAUUGUCAGUCAGCUGGGAGGUAAAGAUCAUGAACGCGAAUGGGUCGUUGCCCAUACAUUGGCUUUGUCCUCCAAAAGUUUGCUGAACAUUUGUGCUGCGCUCUUUGCAGAACCUCUUGGCGAUGCGCUUUUGCCACUGGCUGCUGCAGCUGCCCCGUUGGACGAUAAGGAUUCACAGGGAAGGACACUGGGACAAGCUUCGAGUCUAGUUAUGUAG
Cladocopium goreaui is the source of this 3867-nucleotide messenger RNA. NCBI's taxonomy places the organism in Eukaryota, Dinophyceae, Suessiales, Symbiodiniaceae. The record is from the annotation of a GenBank genome assembly.